AUGUCUAACUUCAAGAGAUUGAAAGUCGACAAAAUGGUAGGCCAAAUCUGUACUCAUUCAGGGUCCUUCCACGCGGAUGAAGCGCUCGCUGUUUACAUGCUGAAAUUGUUACCACGGUAUAAUGACGCCAAGGUUGUAAGAUCGAGAACUCCUGCCGACUGGGAUCAAAGCGAUAUUGUAGUGGAUGUCAGCGGGAAAUACGAUGGUGUCAAGUUUUUCGACCACCAUCAGCGUGAGUUCUUCGAGACAUUCGACGAUAAUCAUAAGACAAAACUUUCUAGUGCCGGUUUGGUCUAUAAGCAUUUCGGGCGUGAAAUCAUCAAAACUGUCCUUAGCGACGUCAGUGAUGGCGAUCUCGGCAUCCUGUAUCUGAAGGUAUACAAGCAGUUCAUCGAGGCCCUGGAUGCCAAUGACAAUGGUAUAAGCAAAUUCGAUGCGGAAGAACACAGCAUCAAGCCGAAGUUUUCAGAUUCUGCUAUCACUAUUCCCGGUAUCAUUAGCAAUAUGAACCCUAAUUGGAAUGAUGAUUGCUCGCCAGAAAAAUAUGACGAACAAUUUUUCAAAGCCAGCGCUUUCAUUGGUGGUGUCUUCGUCGAUUUAGUCAAUGGAUAUGGAAAAUCGUGGCUACCAGCGAAAAGCCUGGUUCAGAAAGCUUUAGAGAGCCGUAUGGAUGUCGACAAGAGCGGGAAAAUAAUUGUCUUGGACCAAUUCUGCCCGUGGAAGGAACACCUUUUCGAAGUGGAAAAGCAAAUGGGCAUCGUCGAUGAAAUCCAGUUCGUCUUGUUCGAAGACAGCAGCAAGACUUGGAGAGUCUCGACCAUACCAAUCUCUGCGAACUCCUACAAGUUCAGGAAAGGGCUUCCAGAACCUCUAAGAGGCCUGAGAGACCAGGAACUGAGCGAAAAAUCAGGAAUCCCAGAAUGUGUCUUUAUCCAUGCUGCUGGCUUCAUUGGCGGAACAAAGACCAAAGAGGGAGCUCUAAAAAUGGCCAAGAUGUCUUUAUAA
Molecule: messenger RNA, 1005 nt
Organism: Torulaspora globosa
Lineage: Eukaryota; Fungi; Ascomycota; Saccharomycetes; Saccharomycetales; Saccharomycetaceae
Gene: MYG1
Product: Myg1p
Exons: 1
Coding region: 1-1005 (334 amino acids)
Cellular component (GO): nucleus; cytoplasm
Source: RefSeq, a predicted model, not a curated record